Messenger RNA from Mustela lutreola (European mink), 1874 nucleotides. RefSeq names its product Wnt family member 8B (gene WNT8B). NCBI's taxonomy places the organism in Eukaryota, Metazoa, Chordata, Mammalia, Carnivora, Mustelidae. Gene Ontology annotation, cellular component: extracellular region. Gene Ontology annotation, molecular function: cytokine activity; frizzled binding. The coding region runs from base 1 to 969 and encodes 322 amino acids. The record is from RefSeq and is a predicted model, not a curated record. Gene Ontology annotation, biological process: canonical Wnt signaling pathway; cell fate commitment; multicellular organism development. The transcript has 5 exons.
AUGACGGGUCCAAAGGCCUACCUGAUCUAUUCCAGCAGUGUUGCAGCUGGUGCCCAGAGUGGUAUUGAAGAAUGCAAGUAUCAGUUUGCCUGGGACCGAUGGAACUGCCCCGAGAGAGCCCUGCAGCUGUCCAGCCAUAGUGGCCUUCGCAGUGCUAACCGGGAGACAGCAUUUGUACACGCCAUCAGCUCUGCUGGGGUCAUGUACACUCUGACUAGGAACUGCAGCCUCGGCGACUUUGACAACUGCGGCUGUGACGACUCCCGCAACGGGCAGCUGGGGGGCCAAGGCUGGCUGUGGGGAGGCUGCAGUGACAACGUGGGCUUCGGAGAGGCAAUAUCCAAGCAGUUUGUGGAUGCCCUAGAGACAGGACAGGAUGCUCGGGCAGCCAUGAACCUGCACAACAACGAGGCUGGCCGCAAGGCAGUGAAGGGCACCAUGAAACGCACGUGUAAGUGCCACGGAGUGUCCGGCAGCUGCACCACGCAGACCUGCUGGCUGCAGCUGCCCGAGUUCCGCGAGGUGGGCGCGCACCUGAAGGAGAAGUACCACGCGGCUCUCAAGGUGGACCUGCUGCAGGGGGCCGGCAACAGUGCCGCCGGCCGAGGCGCCAUCGCCGACACCUUCCGCUCCAUCUCCACGCGGGAGCUGGUGCACUUGGAGGACUCUCCGGACUACUGCCUGGAGAACAAGACGCUGGGGCUGCUGGGGACAGAAGGCCGAGAGUGCCUGCGGCGCGGACGGGCCCUGGGCCGCUGGGAGCGCCGCAGCUGCCGCCGGCUCUGCGGGGACUGCGGGCUGGCGGUGGAGGAGCGCCGCGCCGAGACCGUGUCCAGCUGCAACUGCAAGUUCCACUGGUGCUGCGCGGUCCGCUGCGAGCAGUGCCGCCGCCGGGUCACCAAAUACUUCUGCAGCCGCGCCGCACGGCCGCGGGGGGGCGCCGCGCACAAACCCGGGCGAAAACCCUGAGGGGCUCCUUGGCCCCCUCCUUUCCCCUUCUGUCCUAGGCUUCUUUUAGAGAGACCCCAGUGAUAGAGGAACCUAGGGAAUGCCCCCGCCCCAGCAUCCCCCUGCCCAGGGAUCCCAGGAGCGAGAGACACCACCAUCUCUCCAGUUUCCAACCCUUUAUCCCACCCUUUCCCCCAAUUCUUCUGUGCUCUCCUCCAACUCUGUCCCCAUCAUCCUCACCCGCCACACUUAGGUGUGAGAACUCCCAGUCCUGAGAUUUUGAGCUCCUGAUCUUCCCUGGACUAGGGUGAGAACAGGCACGUCUCCUCCCCUUCCCUGCUGCCCUAAGGCCUGGCCUGGCCUGGCUGAUGGAGCCUGUGGAAGAGCACAGCCCAGAUUCACAGGGCCUGGCCCGGGAAAGCCAUGCUUUUCCCUUUCACCCAUUUUCUUGCACCCCUCCCCCUAUUCUUCUGCUGCCAGGUCUCUACCACAGCCACAUCUUUUCUUUCUUCAGAGCUCCUUCCGUGCUUCUGAUUCCCUGCUAACCGCUGGCAGACACCCCAGCAAUCUCUAAUGCUUUCUCUUGUUCCCGUUCCCUGAAGAAAAACUGACAAAACUGACCCUGGAAAAAGCAUGUGUUUGGGGCUUGUUUCCCAAAGGCAGGGCCUGAGGAUGGAAGAAAUGGGAACCCUAGCAGGGUGACUUGCUGGAAACCAAGGGUACUACUCAACCAUGUGAUAUUGACUCCACCCGUCAGGCCAUGACCUAGUGACCUUCAGACAAUCACCCGAGGUGCCCCAGGCAUACCCACAAUGUCUGGGAACUAUGUAAGGGCAGACGACCAGCUACUCCCUGCCCCUGAAACUUCUCCCUGCUCCUAACCUAUUCCUUCCUAGCAACCGACUUUACCUCUCCUCCUUCCUCAA